This is a messenger RNA of Scomber japonicus (chub mackerel), 6401 nucleotides long. RefSeq names its product collagen, type XVI, alpha 1 (gene col16a1). The transcript has 69 exons. Lineage: Eukaryota; Metazoa; Chordata; Actinopteri; Scombriformes; Scombridae. The coding region runs from base 186 to 4952 and encodes 1588 amino acids. The record is from RefSeq and is a predicted model, not a curated record.
AAAAAAAGUCAAAAGGACACAAAAAUUCCACUCUGGAUUACAUUUGCAACGUCCCACACACCAAUCUGCUCCUUGGAUGCGCAUUUAUUUACGGAUUCAUGCGGUCGCAAAUUUGUGGAUUUAUCAAUAGUUGAAGCUGGUGGCUGAGGUGAGGUAAGGAGAGGUGUGUUCGGAAGAGUGAAACCAUGUGGCUUCUCUGCUCCUCUCUGACUCUGCUGGCCCUCAGCUUGGGAUCAUGUGACACGCUGACAUCAGAGACAGAUGUUCUAUGUCCGUCCAUACAAGUGGAUGAGUGGAAGUUUCCUCAGACAGCCAGGCACAAUAUCACUGGUUUUAAUGUGGUGAGGCGAUUCUCCCUGCUUAAGAGUCCUGAUGUCAAGAAGAUCCGCAACCCUCGAGGACCCGUCAUCCUCCGCCUGGGCAAGACUGCACUCCUACGCCCCACCGAUCAGGUGUUUCCUCAUGGUUUACCUGAGGAGUUCACCCUGAUCUUCACCCUGGCGUUAAAGAAGGCUGCCCUGAGGGAAACCAUCUACCUCUUCCAGAUAUCUGAUCAGCAGGGAUACCCACAGCUCUCUGUAGAUCUCAACGGCCCCGAUGGCACCCUGUCCCUGAGAGCCAAAGGGGUAGACCCUGGAGCUGAAGUGGUGAGUUGCGUUUUCUCCGGGGAGGGUGUAGAGUCCCUGAUGGACCUGCGCUGGCACAAGGUGGCCAUCAGCGUGCAACAAGGGGCCGCCUCCCUCCAUGUGGACUGCAGCUCCAUCGAGACAAAACCCCUGGAGCCCCGUGGAGUUCUGCCCAUUGACGGACACACUCUGCUGGGCAUUCGGGCUUCAGAUGCUCAGUCUGUGCAGAUGGACAUUCAGCAGGUGAUGCUGUAUUGUGACCCCUCACUUGCCAUUCAAGAGGCCUGCUGCGAGAUACCAGGGGCUCGGUGCCCACCUGAUGCUCCCAAGAGUCGACGUGCCGCUGAGAAUGACCUGUUAGAAAACACAUUUAACCAGAUAGUAAAUCAUGGUGGACUUCCUGGAUUGAAAGGGGAAAAAGGCGACCGGGGUGAUGGCUGUUCUGGCUCCCAUUCAGGUCCAUGCACAGAUGGAUCCAAGGGCCAGAAGGGAGAGAAAGGAGAAUCGGCACUGCCUGCCAACUGGGGCGAAGCAGUUGGGUACAAGGGAGAAAGAGGUCAGAAGGGAGAGAUCGGUUUACCGGGUCUCAGUGGCAUCCCAGGGAAGGACGGUCGAGCAGGGUCCGUCUGUGUAGUUGGCCCCAAGGGACAGAAGGGUACCCCAGGUAAGGUGGGUCCUGAGGGGUUGGCUGGGGAGCCAGGGCAGCCUGGACUCCCGGGCCUACCAGGAAUUGGAAAGCCAGGCCCCCCGGGCCCUCCUGGUGAACCGGGUGGUGAAAAAGGAGACAAGGGUGAUACAGGACCUGUGGGAGGAGAUGGAUUGCCUGGAGAUCCAGGACCAAGAGGACCAGGAGGAUCUAAAGGAGAGAAGGGUGACCCAUGCGAAGUGUGUCCUGUGCUGCCUGCAGACAUAGGCAACACAGUGGCUCUGCAAGGAAAACCUGGCCUUAAAGGAGAGGCUGGAAUACCAGGAGAGAGAGGACUGCCUGGGCUUGAUGGUACAGAUGGCAAGGCGGGACAGAAGGGAGAAACAGGAUCAGGAGGUGCCAAAGGAGAAAAGGGUGAGGCUUGUUCCGUGUGCCCCACUCUCGGAGAGUUACCCGCAAACCUGCUCCCAGGUAUCAUGACCCAAACCCUGCAGCCGAAGGGCCAGAAAGGAGAGUUUGGAGAGAAAGGGGAAAAAGGGGAAGCAGGAAAUGUAGGAUCACCUGGCCUUAAUGGAGAGAAGGGUGAUGCAGGGAGCAAAGGAGCUGAUGGUAAGCUGGGAAAACCUGGACCAAGGGGAUCCGGUGGCAAGGAUGGACAGAAAGGUUCAAAGGGAGAGCAAGGUGUGCCUGGUGUGGGUGUUCCUGGCCUUAAGGGUGAGAGGGGCGAGUGCGGUGUGUGCCAGCCAUCUGAGGUUGGCAGUGGACCCGCCAUCAUCAGAAUGCCUGAGGGAGAAAGAGGUGAACCAGGCCCCCCAGGGCCUGUUGGACCUCCAGGGCUCGGAGCCGAUGGCAAACAGGGCCCGCCAGGUCUGCCCGGUGCUGCAGGAGACAAGGGUGACCAAGGAGAGCCAGGGAAUAAGGGAGAUGACGGAACCCAUGGAGAACCAGGAUUGCCUGGAGAGCCUGGACGGGACGGACUGAUGGGCUUCAAGGGAGAGAAGGGUGAUGCCUGUACCAGCUGUCCAUCUCUGGGCACUGUAGUGGGUGAUGGUGUAGCUGUGCCAGGACCCAAAGGAGAGAGAGGAGACCCUGGUCCCCCAGGAGAAGGGAAGCCUGGCAGGAAUGGAAAACCAGGUUUACCAGGUGUGCAGGGUCCUCCUGGUCCCAAAGGAAUAAAGGGAGAAUCUGGAGCUGCAGGAGUUGGCCUUCCAGGACCACAAGGUGAAGAAGGACCAAGAGGGAUUCCAGGACCUGUAGGACCUCCUGGAACCAAAGGAUUGCCUGGCCCCGUUGGCCCUGCAGGGGAAAAGGGCUCAACAGGAGAUGUUGGGCUUCCAGGACCACAGGGGCCAAUGGGCACUGGAAUUACAGGGCCCCCGGGUAAAGAUGGAGCCCCCGGCUCCACAGGAUUACCAGGAUCUGACGGCAGACCUGGAUUUGAUGGAGCUAAAGGGGACAAGGGUGAACCUGGAGAGUGCAACUGCGUAAUGCCUCAGCACACGGGCAUAGGCGGACCUGGAGCUCCUGGAACUCUAAUAAACACGUGGCAGACCGGGCCUCAGGGGCCCCCAGGACCUCCUGGCCCCCCUGGCCCACCUGGGGCCCAUGGUGUAAUUGGAGUCCAAGGACCCCAGGGUAUCCCCGGAAACGACGGGAUACCGGGGAAACCGGGUUUGCCUGGAAACAGCAACCCUAUUGGACUGCAGCUGAAGCCGCUUCAAGACCCUCCUGUAGAAAAUGAUGAGGCUUGUACUGAGGGUUGUUCCCAUGGGUUGCCAGGGGUGCCAGGCACAAUUGGUGCCAAGGGAGAGAAAGGAGACCAGGGCAAGCCUGGUGUAACCCCCUUGGACAGCUGUGAGAGGUGUUUGGAGAGACUGCAGAGUGAACAGGCGACACAAACAGUGGAGGACCGAGCCUGCGCGGGAACACCUGGAGUUCCAGGAAUUCAUGGAUCACCAGGAAUAAAGGGAGAGCAAGGUUCACCAGGAGAGAGAGGCCAAAGUGGACCACCAGGAAUCAUGGGACCCCCUGGUUUCCCAGGUCCUCAAGGCCCAUCUGGUUUACCUGGUCAGCAAGGUGAGCGUGGGUCAUCUGGACUCCCGGGAAUGAAGGGCGAGCAGGGCCCGCCAGGGACAUCGGGAUAUCCAGGAACCAUGGGACCACCUGGACUGCCUGGACUGAAGGGUGAACGUGGAAGCUUGGGCAACACUGGUCUGAAAGGAGAAUCAGGUUCUCCUGGUACCCCUGGAUACCAAGGAAAGCCUGGCACACCGGGUAGUAAAGGAGACUCAGGAGGAGAAGGGCCUGUUGGACCCAAAGGGGAUCAGGGCUUCCAAGGGCAAUCAGGUUUCCCGGGACCACCAGGUAUACCAGGUCCCCCUGGCAAAACUGGAAGGGAAGGACUUCCUGGGCUCAAGGGUGAACAGGGCAAUAAUGGCAACCAAGGCUCUCAGGGACCAACUGGAGCCCCAGGCUCACCUGGCUCUCCAGGGCUGAUGGGCCCGCCUGGCAUUGAAGGACUGGAUGGAAAAGAUGGAAAACCAGGGCUGCGGGGAGAUACAGGCCCAGCAGGCCCAGCAGGACCACGAGGAAUCCCAGGAUUCAAAGGGAAAACUGGUCAUGUUGGCUUCCCUGGACAGAAGGGUGAACCUGGACCUACAGGUCCAAAUGGAUCACCAGGCAGACCAGGACAUGAUGGUGAUCCCGGAACCCAAGGAGCUCAGGGACGACCUGGACCCCCUGGCCACGUUGGUUCUAUCGGUCCAGCUGGACCUCCAGGACCUGCUGGUCCAUCAGGAGUGGGAAUAAAGGGAGAUAAGGGCCAGGCUGGAGAGAGGGGUCCUCCAGGAAUGGGUGGACCUCCAGGAUCACCCGGGUACCCAGGGUCCAUGGGAGAACCAGGCAGUGAUGGCCCUCCUGGUAAAGAUGGAGUGGCAGGCAUACCAGGGGAUAACGGACAGGUUGGUCAAAAGGGAGAGCCAGGGUCUGCGGGCCAGAGGGGACCUCCCGGGGAGAGAGGUAGACCGGGGCCCCCUGGUGGUGGAUUAGGAUACCACUCCAAAGCUGAACAGCCCAUGAUUGGCCCAGCCGGACCCAGAGGAGAGAGGGGAAGCCCAGGCUCAGCGGGAACCCCCGGCCCUCCUGGACCUUCAGGCAUACCAGGAAAUGAUGGUGUAGUCAAUUAUGAUGAGAUCAAGAACUUCAUCCGCCAGCAGGUCGUUAAGAUUUUUGACGAGAGAAUGGCCUACUACAUGUCUCGCAUGCAAAUGCCAGAGUCGGUAGCAUCCCCAGGUCGGCCUGGGCCCCCAGGGAAAGACGGUGUUCCUGGUAAUCCUGGAACCCCAGGGGCACCUGGUCUCCCGGGACAAAUAGGCAGACAAGGCCGGCCAGGAUCUCUAGGACCCCCAGGACCACGAGGACCCAAUGGAGAAAAAGGAGAUAAGGGUGUUGGGGAGAUGGGAGAUGUUGGACCUCCAGGAGCACCAGGUGUCCCAGGACCCCAAGGCUAUGGUAAAAUGGGACCCCCAGGCCCUGUUGGCCAGCAGGGCGUUCCUGGAGUCCCAGGCCCUCCUGGGCAGCCUGGUACGAAGGGACAUGAUGGCCGGUGUAAUCCUGGAGACUGUAGGAGCCAUCAAGUAGAGUACAGCCCCAAGGGCCCACCUAUGAAGGGCCCCUGGUAGAGGGCUAAAGGUGAAAGGUGACAAAGACCAUGACCCAAAGUUGUUCAAUCUGACCACGAGAUGAAAAAAAGGACCUGCUUUGUUGUUGAUUUGUAUAGAUUUAGCCUCACAGAUUUCUACUGUAGUUCUGUGCAAAAAUCCACAAUUCUUUUCUAAGGACCCCGCUGGAACUGAGGCCUGAAAAGACAGACCGGCAGCACUUUUUUACUGCGUCACUCUUUUUCCCUGUGAAUGCUAAUUCAUUGACACAUUACUGACUCUUAUUUGGUCUCACCUCUUUUCUUCCUGCUUCCCCUGUCACUGUGUUUCACUCCUUUGUACAUUUUCAAACAACCCAGAGGAGGUGACAAGAAUCACAAUCAGUAUUUUCUUCUCCUUGAUUAAGUCUGGCCUUUUCUUUUUCUUUCUUCUGUAGAAUCUGUAGAAAGAGAACACACAAUUAUUGUGGCACUUUGCUUCCACCUCUAAUAUCUUUCUUUCCUUCUCGCAAAAUCAGAUUCGGACUGCAUCCUAUGCAUUUCUAAUAUUUUGUCUCAAUGCUUGAGGGGUGAUAUAAAGUAUUUGAAUUUGAUUUGUAAGAAAAUAAUCCCAGAAAUCGAUUUUACCUCUGUAGAAACAGAUGUCAAAAAUGUGCAUUCAUACCCUGUUUGAUUGAUUGACUGUUUUGUAUAUAUUUAUAUUUAUAUAUAGUGGCUUUUUAUACUUUUUCAAAACAUUUACUAAAAGGCAUAAGUAUGGCUAGGCAAUUAAUUUUCAUGGUCAAUGGAAAUACCGCAAAUAAAAAAGCCAAAGGGAUGUUUUUUUCUGAGGUCUAUAAGCUUUAAAAAAGGAAUCAUGUGUUUAGUAAAAGACAAAUUAUUUAUAGAAGAAAAUUGCGUUUACGUGAGAAAGCAUAUUGGCUUUUGUAAUUAUGCUAGAGUUCAUUUUGUGUCAUUUUAACUCCAGGCUUUUUUUGGAAUUACAGCCAUUUUAAACCAUUGUCUGAUUUUGUAUUCCAAAGUUUUAUUCCACUUGUUCAAGAAAAUAUGAGCAAUAAUUGAGCCCAGGUACAUAAGGACGACGAAAAUAUAAUAUAAUGCAUCACAAACUGCUUACUGUAUUUUUGGGUUAUCUGUUUUUUAUGUUGUAUAUGGAAGUCUAUGGAGUUAUAAAUCAUUUCCAUAGUUAAACCCUCACUUGAAGAACCUCUGGUUUAGAACUGUCAGCUGUGGUCACACUUUGUUUCUAACAAGCACACCCAUGCAAAAUGUUGAAGUUAAAACUGAAUGAAAUUGUUGUUCAAAGAGGCUGCAUCACAUUGUCAAAUCAUUGUCAAAUCAGUGUUCUCAUCAACUCUCCAGCCUGUGUAUAUGUUGUUUUGUGUCAUAUGUUGUUGUUGUCCAACCCAUCAUGUGCCUUACAUAUGCUGUUUUAUUAAACAUUUGAGGAAAAGAAAAAAAGAUACAUUUU